Messenger RNA from Coccidioides posadasii C735 delta SOWgp, 4213 nucleotides. RefSeq lists its product as uncharacterized. NCBI's taxonomy places the organism in Eukaryota, Fungi, Ascomycota, Eurotiomycetes, Onygenales, Onygenaceae. Gene Ontology annotation, molecular function: ATPase-coupled monoatomic cation transmembrane transporter activity; P-type ion transporter activity; ATP binding. The record is from RefSeq and is a predicted model, not a curated record. Gene Ontology annotation, biological process: transmembrane transport; intracellular calcium ion homeostasis. Gene Ontology annotation, cellular component: endoplasmic reticulum membrane.
GCUGGUAAAGCGAUCGAUCCGACCAGGUUGCAAUCCGCAGUCCCAACGACUCUGCAGUUCCUGUAUUUUUUUUAUAGACUCAAGAGCCUGCCUUCCUACCCCUUACAGUAGUUCCAGGUUGUUUUGUUCUGCAUGGCCGUUUCCAUGAUUUUCGCUGGUUAGCUUCUCCAACAUGACUCGGCUUAUAGACAACGCCCAGAUACGAUCUGCGGCCCUUAGAAAACCUCUCCCAGUCCAACUGCACGCCUAUGUCUGGCCCUUCCUCAUCAUAUGGCCGGCGUUCCUUGCCUUCUAUCUCUCCCCCGAACGAUACGACAAAUACAUUCAGGGCUCCGAGUGGACCUUCGUCUGGGCUGGCUCAAUAAUUACGCUUCAAGCUUUGCUAUGGUUGAUGACCAAAUGGAACGUCAAUAUCGAUGCCCUCUUCACUACCACCGCUGCAAAAUCUGUCGACGAUGCCCAGCUCAUCAAGGUCCUUCCCGUGGCUAACGCUGGAUCGGCGGAGAUCUGUCCGUUGAUUACAGAGUACACUGGCGGAAGGAACCAUCUUUCGUUCAUUUUCCAGAAACGUCGUUUCUUGUACUAUCCCGAGAAAAAGUCCUUUGCCCCUCUUUCAUAUGCUCUCGACGUCGAACCGAAGCCACUUUUAAGAGAGUUUCAGGAAAGCCGCGGGUUAACAUCCCCCGCUCAAAUCGAACACAUCCAGAACCAUUAUGGCGAUAAUACAUUCGAUAUCCCGGUACCGACCUUUGUCGAGCUAUUCAAGGAGCACGCCGUUGCCCCGUUUUUCGUUUUCCAGGUCUUCUGCGUUGGGUUGUGGCUCUUGGAUGAAUAUUGGUAUUAUUCGCUGUUCACACUAUUUAUGCUCGUCGCAUUUGAGAGUACGGUUGUGUGGCAACGUCAAAGGACCCUGAAUGAAUUCCGAAGCAUGAGUAUCAAACCAUACGAUGUCUGGGUGUACAGAGAAAAUCGUUGGGUUGAGAUCAGCAGUGAUAAAUUGCUCCCCGGUGAUUUACUCUCUGUGAAUCGCACGAAGGAAGACAGUGGUGUUGCAUGUGAUAUUCUCAUGAUUGGCGGUAGCGCGAUCGUCAAUGAGGCUAUGCUCUCAGGAGAGAGUACCCCUUUGCUGAAAGACUCUAUCCAGUUACGUCCAGGUGAUGAAAGCAUUGACCCUAACGGACUUGACAAGAACUCGUUCCUCUACGGAGGUACAAAGGUCCUGCAAAUUAGUCAACCCAGCUCUACCUCAGAUGAGAGUGCCAACGUCCGAUUCAACGCCCCGCCUCCUCCCGAUAAUGGAGCCCUCGGUGUUGUAAUCAAGACCGGGUUCGAGACCAGCCAGGGUAGUUUGGUUCGCACUAUGAUAUACUCGACAGAGCCGGUAUCUGCCAACAACGUGGAAGCACUGUUGUUUAUCCUGUUUUUGUUAAUGUUCGCCAUCGCAGCAUCCUGGUAUGUCUGGCAAGAAGGGGUUUCUAAGGAUCGAAAGAGAUCGAAAUUGCUGCUAGACUGCAUCUUAAUUGUCACAAGCGUCGUGCCGCCAGAACUACCAAUGGAGUUAAGUUUAGCCGUCAACACUAGUCUCGCCGCACUCAGCAAAUACGCCAUCUUUUGCACCGAGCCGUUCAGAAUUCCAUACGCUGGGCGUGUUGACAUCGCUUGUUUCGACAAAACUGGAACUUUGACUGGAGAAGACCUCCUGGUGGAAGGUAUCGCAGGUCUGACUUUGGGACGAAAGGGUGCAGCUGUGUCACCAGAUGGGGCACACACUCAAGUUACAAAAGUCGAAGAUGUGAAUGACGAGACUACCCUUGUGCUUGCUACUGCCCACGCACUUGUUAAGUUGGAUGAAGGAGAAAUCGUUGGUGACCCAAUGGAAAAAGCGACACUCACCUCACUGGGGUGGAAACUUGGCCAACAUGAUGUGUUGACUAGCAAACCAGGAGCUCCUGCCAGAGUUGGAGGGCGAGUGCUAGAAUCUGUUCAGAUUAAGCGGCGAUUCCAGUUCUCGUCUGCUUUGAAACGACAGAGCGCGGUGGCAACCGUCACUAGCACAGAUAGACAAUCGGCGAAGAGAGUCAAAGGUACCUUCGUCGGAGUGAAGGGUGCCCCCGAAACAAUCAGCACUAUGCUCGUCUCCGUCCCUCCCUACUACGAGGAGACAUUUAAGUACUUUACCCGCAAUGGAGCUAGAGUCCUUGCGUUAGGCUACAAGUACCUGAAUUCCGAGGCAGAGUUGAGCCCCGGGCGAAUCAACAAUUUAAAACGUGAAGAUGUUGAAGCCAAUUUACAUUUUGCGGGUUUCCUAGUUCUUCAAUGCCCUUUGAAGGAAGACGCUGUCAAGGCUUUGCAAAUGCUCAACGAAAGCAGCCAUAGAGUGGUUAUGAUCACUGGUGACAAUCCCUUGACCGCAGUUCAUGUCGCGAGACAAGUAGAAAUCGUGGAUCGGGAUACGCUUAUUCUCGACGCCCCAGAGCACGACACUUCAAAAACAAGGCUUGUAUGGCGCAGCAUCGACGAUAAGUUUUGUGUUGAUGUCGAUCCUACAAAGCCGUUAGAUGAGACAAUCCUCCAGACAAAAGACCUCUGUGUGACAGGGUACGCUUUGGAAAAGUUCCGUGGCCAGAAGGGUCUUCGUGACCUUCUUCGCCAUACUUGGGUGUAUGCACGGGUAUCACCGAAGCAAAAGGAAGAUAUUCUUCUAGGCAUGAAGGAUGCUGGCUACACAACGUUGAUGUGCGGCGAUGGUACCAACGAUGUCGGCGCCCUAAAGCAGGCCCAUGUCGGUAUUGCGCUCCUAAACGGGACACCUGAGGAUCUCAGUAGGAUUGCUGAGCAUUUCAGAAUGACUAAAAUGAAAGAAAUAUAUGAGAAGCAGGUUUCUCUUAUGCAAAGAUUUAAUCAACCGACGCCUCCAGUGCCUCUGCACAUUGCUCAUCUCUACCCACCAGGACCUAACAACCCAAAUUACGAGAAAGCUAUGCUUCGUGAAGCCGAAAAGAAAGGUCCAGCCGCCGUUGCUGCUCUGCAACAAGCAAAUGGAAUUCCUACUAUUGUCUCCCCAGGUGCCCAAGCCCUCCAGCAAGCCAACGCCAACCUUACACCUCAGCAACAUCGCGAGCAACAAGCGAAAGUUGCUGCCGCUGGACUUGCAGAUAGGCUCACCUCAACUAUGAUGGAGCAAGAAUUAGACGAAGAUGAGCCACCGACACUCAAGUUGGGUGAUGCAUCUGUAGCUGCACCUUUUACCAGCAAACUAGCCAAUGUAAUCGCCAUUCCAAAUAUCAUUCGCCAGGGUCGGUGCACUCUAGUCGCGACAAUUCAAAUGUACAAAAUUUUGGCAUUGAACUGCCUCAUCAGCGCUUAUAGUUUAAGCGUCAUAUAUCUUGAUGGUAUCAAAUUUGGAGAUGGGCAAGUCACGAUCAGCGGCAUGCUCAUGAGCGUUUGUUUCUUAUCUAUCUCUCGAGCAAAGCCAGUCGAAGGGCUUUCCAAGGAACGUCCACAGCCAAACAUCUUCAACGUCUACAUUGUCGGCUCUGUCUUAGGACAGUUUGCUAUUCACGUAGCUACGCUGAUCUAUCUUUCUCAAUAUGUCUAUUCCAUAGAACCGCGCCAUGAGAACAUCGACCUUGAAAAGGAAUUCGAACCUACUCUUCUUAAUUCGGCCGUUUAUCUACUUCAGCUCAUCCAGCAGAUCUCGACCUUUUCCAUUAAUUACCAGGGCAGGCCCUUUCGCGAAUCCAUCCGUGAAAAUCGUGGUAUGUAUUGGGGUCUUACGCUGACUUCACUGGUCACGUUUUCAUGUGCUACCGAAUUCAUCCCCGAGCUUAACGAAAAGCUGCGCCUGGUGCCAUUCACCUUUGAGUUUAAAGCUGUGCUGACAACGUUGAUGAUUGUGGACUACGCGGGAUGCUGGCUGAUAGAGAAUGGGUUGAAGAGGUUUUUCAGCGAUUAUAGACCAAAGGAUAUCGCGAUUAGACGGCCGGAUCAGAUCGCACGCGAAGAGGCAAGGAGGCUGAAAGAGAAGGAGGAAGAGGAGAGAGAAAAAGAAGCCACGAGGAAAAUUUAAGAUUUUCCACAAUUCGUAAUAAUACUUGCCUGCUGUCUACUUUUUGAUAUUCGACCCUUUGUGUUACUUAGUUUGAUUUAGAUAGAUUCAUUUCGCUUCCGUCUAGAUAGGGCAUAGAUUAAUAACAGCUACUCAUGUGCUCAA